Molecule: messenger RNA, 3968 nt
Organism: Oncorhynchus gorbuscha (pink salmon)
Lineage: Eukaryota; Metazoa; Chordata; Actinopteri; Salmoniformes; Salmonidae
Product: HAUS augmin-like complex subunit 6
Exons: 16
Coding region: 1221-3719 (832 amino acids)
Biological process (GO): spindle assembly
Cellular component (GO): mitotic spindle microtubule; HAUS complex
Molecular function (GO): microtubule binding
Source: RefSeq, a predicted model, not a curated record
AUCACAAUAACUAAGAUUAGCUCUGAUUCUCACCUGUUUCUCAGUCUUUUCUGCAGUGAUUGAGACUGUAUCAUGGCCUUUAUGUUCAUCCAUGGUACACAGAUAACAGAUACACUGCUGAUCGGUCCUGCAGAAAAUCUCCAUCAGUUUGUCAUGAUGAGAGCAGAUAUUGUCCUGUAAUUGUGUGGUGGCUUUGACCAGCUUGUGCUUCAUCAAUGGAGCUACAUUAUAGUGAGGCUGGAGAUGAGUCUCGCAGUAAGAGGCUAGACACACCAGACAUGACUUGAGAGCUUUCUGCUUUCUCCCAUUGCAGAAAUCACAUUCCACAUCUCCAGGUCCAGCAAAGCACAGAGCAGGAGAAGUAGCCUGGAGCCCUGUCUUCUUCAUGUUCCCGACCACCAUGGCUAGCAGGCUAUUCUUCAUCAGAGCAGGCCUUGGGGAGAAGGUAUGUCUACACUGGGGACAGCUGUAGACACCCGUUGGGUCAUCCUUAUCCCAGGAGUCCUCAAUACAGUUGCUACAGUAACUGUGUCCACAGUUGAUAGUGACCGGCUCUUUCAGUAAAUCCAGGCAGAUAGAGCAGCAGAACUGGCCCUGGUCCAGGAGAACUCCCUGCUCAGCCAUUUCACCGAUCACUCACAAAGACACACCCCGGCAGUAAUGCUACAUACAAACAAAACGUGAAUUAAUCUAAACAGCUAGACGAUUAAAAUAUAUCCCAGCCACCUAGUUGAACUAGUCUAAUUCCAAUUCAAUAAUACACAUUUUACUAGUCGUGAUUAUCAAUUCAAGAUAUGACAAUUCAAAUGUGGUUCUUAUUGUUGAAUCGACUAGCAGCGAAGGAUCAAUCCGAGAUCUGUAGGGGACAAAAUUAUGCGCAACACAGGAAGUAUGCAGAUCAGCAUCCGGCUAAUUCUUUUCUUCUUGAAAUAUUUGGCGGUUUGAAGAAGACAUUCAUCGAAGUUGGCAUGCGUAAUGUCGAGUAACUACAUAUGUAUGGUGUACAUGCUUCAUUUUUUUACGGCAAUUGUAUUUGUAUCAUUUGUUGAAAUUCGACGACGGUAACGUUAGUUACUAUCGCUAGCUAUGUUCGCUUUCUGCCCAACUAACUAGACAAUUUAGUUAGCUACCGUUAAUUUAGUUGCAUCGUAUGUUUCAGUCUUCUGCUAGCUAGCAGUUAGAUCACUUUUAGAUCUCAGAACUGUCAGCUUGCUGGAAGAAUGUCGACUCUUCAGAGAACGAACGGUAAAUAUCUGUGGUGGUCUCUUGUGGGUCUUGGAUUUCAACCCGAAGUCGCAGCAUCAUCAGGAGCCAGCAAAGCCAAUGUUAAACACAUCAUUCUUGGACCCAAUAUGUUUGACAAACCAAACAAGGACGCAUUCUACAUAGUUACCCAUUUCCUGUUAGAAAAACUCAACCCCGCACGCUUCCACGAUGCAUACAGGCAUUGCUGGCCAGUGUUGGACCACAAAGCAGAUGCCGAAUUCCGUAAGGUGACCUGUGCUUGGCUGCGAGAUCUAAUGGAUGAGCAGGGGAGCACAGUUCCCAAAGUGGUGGCGUCACUAUUCCUCUCGCCUGGUGGACCCAAGUUCAUCAACCUUAUGCUCCAUCUAGCCAAUCAUGUCAUGUUGCAUGAUAUGAAGACAUUUUCAACAGAUGGCACGUGGGUCCCAGAGGCAGCGGCAGCCCCUGCCUCUUCUGUGGAAAUGGCGCUGAAGCGGUUUCAGCUGGUCAAGACCAGAUUCCUGAGAGGAGCUGUGGAACAGGACCUGAUGCUGCAGGAGUACCAGAGACAGGCCCAGUCUCGAGUGAAGUCUUUGAGAUAUUGGAGAGCUGAAGACGCAAAGUAUGAUGAUUUGCAUAAGCGUCACAAGAAAGUUGAACAGGAGGGAACCCCUCAAGCUGACAAGAUUCAGAAGGUGCGCUCCUUGUGGUCGUCCAUGGACGGAGUGCUGUCCACUCUGGAGGAGGAGCGGCGGGUGGUGGAGAGUGUCAUCAGGGGAGAUGUGGACCAGUACACCCUGGACGGGACGGACCUUGCCCUCAAAAUCCCCUGUGUUCUGCUAGAGCGGAUAGAGCAGUUAUCCCACCUGUCGAGUGUGGGCAGUGUUUACGAGGCAGGACAGCUGAACAUCCUCCGUAUGCUGGAGCUGCUCCAUCAGGCUCUGGUUCUCCUAGGGGCGGAAAGGACCCGGGUGGCAGGACACACCCCCAUUGCCCAGCUCCACCCCUUGCACCUGCAGGAGAGGAACCUACAGAUGGCCCGUGCCAUGGAGGAUCUCCGAGUCAUGAGGAAGAGGAUUUCAAAGGAAGAAAUUCCCGAGGUGAAGAGCCUCAUCAGAAAGUUGGAGGCAGAGUGGGACCGGAAGUGGGCGGACUGUUUGAAACGCACGCCGCUGACCUCGUUCCUCAACGAGGAUCCUGCCCUGGACUUUCUGUUCCCCAUGGCACCUCUGUCCUUUGAGCCGGCCACCGACGCCAGCUUCAAAUCCAGCAUCUUCUCUCAGUAUCCGGCCAAUCUACCCGAAUUUCCUGAGGAGAAGCCUGUGGCGACUGACUCUGUUCCAAUGGAGACCGUUACCACAAUGGAUUAUACCCUCAAAAGCCUCUACCCUCCAGCUGUUGAGAUGAUUGCAUCUCUUCCUAGUGUGGCCAUUUUCCCACUGACUCCCCUCCCUGCACUUUGUGAAUCUCCUCUGGCUGUCCCUGCCAAAGCUCCCUCACCAAGCCACCUGCCGGCCAGUGUAAGGAAGACUCCUCAUGUGUCUGCAGUGAAGAAAAAGGCUCAGAUCCUUGACUCUGAGUUGGACAACUUAGCAAAUCGGUUUGCGGAGGCUGUGACCCCCAGCCCUGGCAACAUAAGUUUACGAGGACUUGAGCUGGGAGACAUACUCGAUACUCUUGGCGAAGACCCUUUCUCCACCAGGAAGCAGAUUCCACGCACCCCAGAGAGUUUGAUUUUGGAUGUGAAGAGUUCCUGGCGAAGGGCGGUGGAGGAAGAGGCUCAGAAGGCCUGCCUGUCUGCUACAUUUGACUGCGACAACAUCCGUGGGUGCCUCAUGCCCCUCAGCGAGGUACAUGAGGCCUCCCUUGGCCACGACUUUUCCUCCCUGAGCACAAGCCUGGAUCCCACCAAUGGGUGCAGUACUGCAGCCCCCCAGCAGGCUUCCCUCAUGUCCACCCUGUCCUGGGACUCCAACAUGGAAGCCCUCAAUAGCCUGAGCAACAACAACGUGGUCCAGUUCAGCAUCAACCAAGAGGUGUUCCCAGAGCAGUACAGUAUAGAUCAGGAGACACUUCCUGAGCUGCCGGGCAACGACAGCAGCCUCCUGACCUCCAUUAACUCCAGGGAUAUAUCCAACACUGAGGAGGAAGAGCUGCUCCUCCCCCACAUCCCCUAUCUCCUCCCCACAGAGACUGAGCCAGCCCUGCUGGAUGCACGCAGGCGUUUGGACAAGAUCCAGCAGGCUUUUGGAGAGGCCUCCUUCAUGGACCACCGCCAGGGGGCGCCAGAGCCCUCUCUCUCACAGCAUGACAAGAGGAGCCUGGACGCCAGAGACUGGCUGAUGGCAGCAACACCGGAGACCUCAGCCACAGUGGAAGUGACGGACAAGGUCUUUUCCCUGGAUCUGGACACUCUAGAGAGCCCCUCACCGCCAAGAACAGGGCAGUAUAACCUCCCGCAAUUGUUCACAUUCUCCCCCAUAGAUGACCUGUAGUGUCUCCACAUUUAUAUAUUUUCUGAGCAGUCUUCUAGUUUCUUACUUUUUCACAAUUAAAGCUAACUAAUUUCAAUGCACAUGCAAUUAAAAUAUUUGUACAUAUGUGUGCCAAUCUAACAUGGUCUGAAACUAGCAUGGAAACAAGUUUUAAAUAUUUUUUUUAUGUCUAAGAUGACAUAUGAUGGGUGAGAAUAAACAAACAUGAAUUGUAUAUUGUUAAAUGAAUUAAAUUGGUAACAAUGUCAA